Paramecium tetraurelia is the source of this 4596-nucleotide messenger RNA. RefSeq lists its product as uncharacterized. Gene Ontology annotation, biological process: regulation of ARF protein signal transduction. The transcript is spliced from 6 exons. The record is from RefSeq and is a predicted model, not a curated record. NCBI's taxonomy places the organism in Eukaryota, Ciliophora, Oligohymenophorea, Peniculida, Parameciidae. Gene Ontology annotation, molecular function: guanyl-nucleotide exchange factor activity.
AUGAAUUAAAAUUAAGACAGUCAUGUUAUUUAUCAAGAAUUGUUAACUAGCUCCUUGAAUAAGUUGCUGAAGCUCCUUCCAAAAUAAAUGGUCAGUCUUAAGACAUUGAUUGAGAAAUCAUUAGAGCAAAUUGAAUAGACAAAAAAUGAUGUUAAUCGGUUUGCUACAAAUGCCAACAAGUAUUUCAUUAUCUACAAGUAUUGCAUCGAUAUCAAACAUAAUAAAAUCACUGAAUGCUGCCUAUAUGACCUUGAAAAAUUGAUAUCCUAAAACUUCAUAGAUGGUUAUUCUUAUGAUUAUUUGGAAUUUGAAAAGGGAAAGCAAUAAGAUAGGAUGCUCAUAGAUUCAAUAGUGGAGUCCAUAAUAAGCUGCACUAAAUUGUAAGAUGAAAAUUUGCAUUAUCUGAUUGUGAAAUGCAUAGAUGCAUUAUUUAAAUAGUAAAGAUUGUUGAUCAGUGGAGAGACCCUAUCGUCCACACUUAAAACCUAUUUACAUCUCUAUAAAUUAGGAAUGGGUUCUGUUAAGAAUAGUAUCAAAUUGGCCAUCAAGAGCGUAUAUGAUAAUAGUCAAGUAAAAGUUGAUAUGGAAAAUAUGUUGAACAAAGGCUUGUCAUGGAAUUCCUUUUAUGACGAGCCCAAGGAGAUAGAAGAAGUAGCAAUAUCUGACGGGGACAUCGUUGAAUAUGUGUCCAUCACUUUGAGACACAUGGUCGAUGAUGUUAUCUUAUACAAUGAAAGAAUUAAAACUGGAUAGGCAAACAUCCCAAUCGCAUCUGUUCCUUAGGCUUGGGAGGCAGAGGACAUAAAAUACAAAAACUAUAUAGAAGUUAAGGUAGUUGACAAUGGGAUCACAUCAGGAAAAUUUGGGUGGUGCAUUUUAUGCAGACAGCCAGCCCCUUAUUUUUGCAAAGAUACUAGAGUACCUGUUUGUUCAGUACCCUGUAAAAAGAAGCAUUUCGAAAUGAUAGAAAACAUUAAGAUAAUGUAAAGUGGAUAAUAAAGUAAGAAUGAUGAUUGUCAAAUUAUCUUUAAAUAUUUAUGUUCGAAAGCAAAUAAGGAAAAAAAUAUCAAGAAAGAAAUUUGUUUGGAUUUUAUUCUAUUUAUUGUUGAAUCAUAUCCAUUACAUAUUUAGUCUCUAAAUUUUGAUGAGAAUUGCAUCAAUAUGAUCUGUUUAAAUUUGAAAAAUAAAAGAACAUCAAGUACAACAUUCAAAAUAUUAUCGUUACUAAUACUCCAUACAAGAGAUCUCUUACAGGUUCAAUUAGAAAUUAUAUUCGAUUUUGUCAUUAAUAAAUUGCCUUGUGAUUAAACAUCAGCUUUUCUUGAUUUUGUGCUUUAAUUGAUUGAGUAUCCAAAGUUAAUAUUGGAACUGUUUACCAAUCAUGAUUGUGUAAUUGAAAGAAAGAAUUUAGUCUAAACGUUAUUUGAAAAGGUUGCCUAAAUUGCAUAGGGAGAAUAGACUAAUUAAGAUAGCUGUCUCAUUGCAAAUAGUAUCAUAUAAAAACAUCUCCAACAAUUUAUCAAACUCGUUUAAGAAGAAUAAAACAAUAGUAUUGCUGGGUAUAAUUCAGAAUAGAUUGAGGAGUAGAAUCAUGAUUAAUUAAAAAAGAUGAUUAAAAAUAUAGAACAUUUUGAUCAGUAAUUUAAUUAUAUAUAUAAGGGCAUGAAAAAUAGACUCUAAAGAUUUUCACUUAAUUGGAAAGAAGGAUUAGAAUAUCUGAUAAAUUAAGGAAUUCUAGAGGAAAACAAUCAUGCUUAAAUUGCUUAAUUUCUACAAGAUAAUCCUUUUAAUAAGGAGUAGUUGGGGUAAUUCUUUGGAUCUAGUAAGGAGAAUCAUUAAUUGAUAUUUUAAAUUUACUCAUAAUCUAUCGAUUUUAAAGGCUAUCACAUAGUGGAUGCUUUAAGGAAAUAUCUUAAUUAUUUUACUUUGCCAGGAGAAGCAUAAUAAGUGGAUAGAUGUAUGUUGGUAUUUUCACAGAAGUUUUUUUAAGACAAUCCUGUUGAUGUGUUCAAGACUAGUGAUGAGACAUAUGUGUUUUCAUAUCUGUUAAUUAUUUUGCAAACUGAUAUCUAUAAUAAGUCUGUCAAAACGAAAAUGACAUUUUAACAAUUUUGCAAAUCUUCAAAAUUAUCAAUGGAAAGAGAUUUAGGAGAGGAGUAUUUGAGAUAUUGUUAUGAUUAAAUCUUAUAAGAACCCUUAGCCAUUCAUUCCAGUAUUGAGAAGUAGUAGAAUUCUCAAAUCAACUGGAUGAAUUUAGAGAGAAAAUCGUUGCAAUAGAAAAUCUAUAUCUUUAUGCCUCGAAUAGAUUAUAUCAAACUAUUUAUGGAAGUAUUUUGGCCAGCUUUAUUUGUUAAUUUGAAUGUAACUAUUGAGAGAACAGAAAAUGUUUAGAUAAUAUCAAUUGCUAUGCAAAAUGCAACCUUCACUCUCUAAUUAAUGAGCAUGGUGGGCAUUUGCGAUCUAUGCCAACAAUUUAUAUAGUGGUUAUGCUAAUUAGCCUCCUUGGAAAACAAAUAGUUAAAAUAAAAAAAUUAUAAGGCUCUGCAGUGCAUUAUAGAUUUAGCAAUAAAAAAUGGGAAUGCUUUAAAGAAUAAUUGGAGACCAGUGCUGGAAAUCAUUAGUUCAAUUAAUUAUUUACUUAAUGAGAAAUAGAAAGGGAAAAUCCUUUAGGAACCUUUGGAGAGUAUCAGCAAGAAUAUACAAAACAUUAUUGAAAUUUCUAGCAUUGAUAAGGUGAUGUAGAAUACAAGUAAUAUGGACUCUAGGACCAUAUUGGACUUCCUGUAAUCAUUAAUUGAUGUAUCUCUCAAUGAAAUUACAUUGCCAGAACCAAGGAUCUUUAGUUUAUAGAGAUUAGUGGAGGUGACUAGUUUUAAUAUGGAUAGAAUAAGAUUGAUAUGGAUGUAGAUUUGGAAUCUAUUGAAGGCUCAUUUCGUAACGGCUGGCAUUCAUUCCAAUUCUGAUAUAUCUUUGUAUGCUUGUGAUCAACUGAAACAAAUGAGUGUAAAGUUUAUUUAACAAUACGAGCAUAACAACUUUAAAUUCUAAAUGGAAUUUUUACAACCUUUUGAAUUGAUUUAUGCUCAAACAUCAUUUUCAGAAGUAAAGGAGUUUAUUUUGUCAUGUAUGAGGAUGUUGGCUCACAUGUGUUAUUAUAAAUUGAAGAGUGGUUGGAGAGUAGUUUUCAAGAUAAUCAAUUAAUCUCUUUAAGAAUCGAUAGUUUUGGUAAAUAUAUCAAUAGAUGUCUUAAACAAAGUGUUCAGUGAGGAUCUAAUCAAUCUAAAAGACAUCUUUGAUGAAAUUGAUUAAACAUUCUAAUUUCUCUUUAAUCGAGAAGAAUAACAUGUAUUAUUGAAGGGGAUUGAGUUUGUUCAAAAUGCAGUAGAAUCAUUAAUGAAACAUGACAACAAUUUGUAUUAUGCAUUUUGGAUGCAAUCAUUAGCUCAUAUAUGCAAUUUAUUCUAAAAUAAUCAGUAGUAAAUUUAAGAGUAAGCAAUCCAAUCAUUCUUCAAGAUAUUGAAAUCAAACACACAAAACAUAAAAGGACAUCAAUAUGUACAAAUAAUGAAGGGAAUGAUGAAAGAAUUAUUUGUCUCCUUAAGCAAAGCAAAGAAAGAAAUAUGCUAAAUGGCUCAUAAAAGUCUAUUGGAGUUGGUAUUUGAUCAUGACAUCAAGGAAGCCUACAAUGAAAUAUCGACAAUUUUAUUAAAUAGUACAUUCUAAACCAAUGAAUAUUUGGCAAAGACAAGCGUGAUGACUUUUAAAUCGAUCAUUAUUAAGGAGGGAUAGAAAUUGGAUUGGAACUAGACCAUUCAAAUUUUGGAUCUAAUGGUUUAAAAUACAACUCCAAAUGUUCUAUUUGAGGCAGCCUAAUUAGAUUAAUCAAUCAUUGACGACUUAUUAAGUUUAAAUCUACCUAAAAAUCAAAUUAAAUUGAAUUCAGAUUAAUUAACUCUGAAAUGCAUCUUAUAAUUAAUGUUGAUUGACAUCAUCCAAGAUAUAGUGGAUCAUCACAUCAAGUUACUUAAUGAAAAGACUUAUUAAUAUCUAUUAAAUAUUGCAUAGAACCUAUUUAAAAUGUCAUUUAGAUUUAAUAGAUAAAUUAAAUUAAGAUAUUUUUUAUAACAAUAAGGAUUUAUGCCUAAUUUAUAGUAAUUACCUGGCUUAAUCAAAUAAGAAAAAUCAUCAGCAAUUGGUAUUCUGAAUUUACUCCACAAAUAAUCAUAAGUCAAUGAAGAAUUGCUCAAAGAUUUGAUUUAAUUUAUUAUCGAAAUUUUAGAGGACACUAAAGUAUUAGGAUAGAUACAAGUUAAUAAUCAAUUCAAAGUAGAAUUAGAGAAAAUUAUUAUCAAUAAUCUAUCCAUAAUCCAAGUGAGUGUAAUACCAAUUUUAAAUGUCUUAGACCUAAAAAAAAUUCAAGAUAAAAUAAAAUCGUUGUUAACUUAUUUUGUUCAAUUGCCAUCUUGCUAUUCACUAUUAGUGAGUCAAUGUCCACAUUGUCAAACUUGUCCAUAUAAAUGUAUGCAGAAGUAAGAGUGGAAGAAGCUUUUUGAAUAAAUCCAAUAAUUGUAGUUGAAAUUGAUAAGUUAAAUAUGA